Molecule: messenger RNA, 3980 nt
Organism: Chara braunii
Lineage: Eukaryota; Viridiplantae; Streptophyta; Charophyceae; Charales; Characeae
Source: the annotation of a GenBank genome assembly
GGAAUAGACCGGUCAAGGUGUAAUGCUGAAUAAAGGGGUGUGCUUGUUUUUCUCUUAUCAGGGAGCUUGAGGAGGAGAGUCUGUCAAGAUGUCGCAGGGCGGCGGCGCGUCAGGUGCUCCCAAGAAAGGUCUGACGCUCGAUGACCUUAUCGCGGCUAUUGACAGGCAUGAAAGAAAUCCGAGCAAUAUCCCCAAGGUCGAUACCUUCCAUUUUUGUGGGGAGAGAGACUCAGAAUGGUUGGAGCGGGUGGAACAAGCUCUGGUCGCGCGGUCGGAUGUUGUAAAAUUUCAGCGCAUUCUCCAGUACGUUCUCCACAGCUACCACCAAGAAGUAAAGAAAGUUAUAGAUGCAGCCCAAGGUAGCUGGGAAAGAUUCAAGGAGGGAAUGCAGAGGAAGUACAGGCUGGGAGAUGGACUAUUGACCACUGCGGACCUCGAGGCAAUGAACAAAGAGGAUCUUACAACGAUAGGGGCCUUUGUUCAAGAAUUUAAAAAGAGGGCGCGGAAGGUCCAUGGGAUUUCGGAGAAAGCACAGUGCGCCAUUUUCCUAGGGCUACUCACGGCAUCGGAGGCCGUCGAGUUGACGAGACAUGGAGGGGGUAGCACCAAGCUCAACUGGGCCACAAUUGACAGAGGGGUGGACGUUGGGUGUUUGGACCAGGUAGAGCAACGUCAGGUACGCCUGCAAAGGCAGAAGAGAAAGGAAAGAGAUGUGACCGCUUCUGGGACCCUGGGGGUAACAAGGAUUGUUACUGACGUAUUGGCACAGCUGGGGUAUGCGACAGAGCCGGUGGUGCAAAGGAGGGUAGUAACGGCUGUCCAAGUGAAAGGAACGGAGCCGGUGAUAGAGGAGGUUGUUCAGGAGGAGCUCUGGGAAGAGGAAGAGUCGGUGCCGCAACGCCUGACGAAGGCCCAGCGCAAAGUGCGUAACUUGGCACAGGGCGGACAGGGAUCAGGAAAAGCGCAGGCGCCUCAGGCGGUGGCGGCGGCUCCUCCAAGUGUGGCGGCGCCCUCGUCUACGCCUGGGCGACCCGGAGUAAAUGUGGUGGGGUCGUGCCCUCAAUCGGGAAUGAUGGGGAGACCCCUCACUCCGCAGGCCCGGCAAGCACAGGCAGCACGAACGAGAAGUCAAGCCAAUGCCAGUGCCAACCAAGAACCUCCGAGAAGGGAGCCCGAACCAGGAAAAUGGAAAGAGGCAAUGAAAGUUGAGGAUGACGAUGAUGAAGAGGAAGAAGACGAGAGGCUGCGUCGAGAAGAGGAUCAGAGAGCGGAGCAGCGGGCAAGGAAAAAGGGGACCAGGGGAGAGGCAAAGUCGGUCAUACGUGACGGACCACCCAAAAGGAAGAAGUACGCGGUUCGGUUGGAAGAGGGAUUUGACGUAGAGAAAGUGAUCGACCAGCUGCUGGAAGGGCAUAAUGACCUCAUGACCCUGAAGGAAAUCCUAGCGUCGGCCCCGCGGCUCCGCGAUGAACUGAAGGGGAGAUUGUCGCGGCGCCUGGUGCCCAAUGUCCAUCUGGGUACGAUCCUGCCCAAGGAGGCUGAGUGGGCGGAGUCGGGUACGAAAAUGGACUCGAAGUGUGUAGCCUGCGGCACAGUGGAUUUGGUGGUGAAGGGUUCCAAGUGCACAACAAUGGUGGACACUGGGGCGGAGAUGAACAUUAUCCGGGAGGCGGACGCGAUCAAAUUCGGGCUAGAUAUAAACCAUUCUGACUGCGGUAUUCUGCAUGGAGCCAGCUGCAAGGCCGUAUUUUGUGGGACAGCCUCAAAUGUACUCAUCGAGGUUGGAAAGGUGAAGGCCCGGGCUUGUUUCUUCAUUAUGCCGGACGUGGAUCACGGAAUCCUCCUAGGGAGGUCAUUCCUGAGUAGGACGAAGACCUUGAUGUUCAAUAAGAAUGACAGGACGUUAAUUCUCCUCCUAUGCGACCCUGCCUGCGGGAAUUACGAUAUAAUUACAUGCAGAAACACAGGACCAAGGAGUAUAAGGAACCGGCCCAACCCAGGAUCCUUCACGAUCGAAGAGUCGGAGGGCGAGCGCCGGAGGCUUCGGGCGGAGCCGAAAGGAGAAGAGGAGGUGAAAGCGUUUUCCCUUAGCCUAUCGGACGUCGGAAAGGCCAUGGACUUGGUGGCUGCACAUGAGAUGGCGGAUCCGGAUGCCAUCCAAGCCUUGAGGGAGCAGGUCCUGGAAUGCCCCGAGACGGGGAGAUUGGAGAUGGUAUAUCAGGACGAGGAAGCAUAUUACGAGAGGGAACGAGGGUUGAUACGGCGAAUGAGGGAGAGCGCUUUAGCAGGACCAUGUCGUAUCAACGAAGGGAAUGAAGGGGAGUUGAUUAUAGGGGAGCCCAACUUCCUACUGCCUCAGGAGCAGACAUUGAUGGUGGAGUUGAUGAAGAGGAGGCACAACGCCUAUGCGUUUAGUGACGAGGAGCGUGGCAUGCUGGAUGUGGACAAAAUACGUAUGAUCCGCAUCCAUACCGUGCUACACGAGCCUUGGAACAUGCAAGGGGCGCGAUAUCCUAAUCCUGACGAGGAGAAGAAGGUGGUGGAUUACCUCGACGGCAAGAUACGUACGCACGUCGCCGACUAUUCGAGUGGGCCGUAUGCGUCCCCGUGGUUCUGCUUCAUCAAGCCUAACGGGACGCUGCGGUGGGUGCAAGAUUUGCAGAGGCUGAAUGCGGUGACCGUGUGGGACGCUGGAGGACUGCCAAAUGCAAAGGCAGAGAGGGCACUGUCUAAGCAGGUCAGAGACAUGGCCCGAGACUGGGAGAGCUGCAGGGCACAUCUGAGAGAGGCCUUUCGACGGCCAGAGCCCCCUCAGCCCAUAGUUGAGAGGCAUCUGAGGAGUCAGAGGCAGAGGGACCCUGAGCCCAGGGAGGCGAGGCCAUCUCGAGGAGGACGGAAGGCCCUAGCUAGGAGAGAGGCGGAACCAGAGCCGGAGCCAGAGGCUGAGGAGCGAGGACCAUACCCUGAGUGUGGGUUGGGAGCAGUGGAGUUCCACCGAUUUACCGCAGGAGGAUUGAGGAGGUCGCCAGCACGCGUGCAGGAGGAGCCCCCAGCGUCUGAGGGGCCUUUGAGGGAGUUGGAGGCACAUUUGGAUAUCUCUCGGUGGAGAACGUCGCCUCGAGAUGAGGAACGUGAAGGACCGGUAGAGGAGGCACCGGCAGAGGAGGUGCCACGAGAGGAGGUGCCACGAGAGGAGGUGCCACGAGAGGAGGUGCCACGAGAGGAGGCGCCACAUGAGGAGAUACCACGAGAGGAGGUCCGAGAUACUCAGCAAGAGAGAGGGCUAGGCCAUGGGGGGAGACGUGCAGGGAAGGAAGUGAUAGAGGUUGGAGAAGACACGCCCCCUCAGACGCCAGCAGUAGGCUUGAGACUUGGAGAUGCACCUGGGAGCAUGCGCCAGUCAGGAGAGAAGGAGUUGCAAAGGGAAGAGGCCCCAUUGCCUUCAUCAAGAAAGGCUCCUUCGCCAGAGAGCAAGGCAGAAAAAAGGAGAAAGAGGGCAGCUGUCAGGAGAGAAGCCUUGACCCUGAUCGACAGGCACCUAGCAGCCCAUGCCCUAGAGCACCCAGACCUGGAGGAGCCAACACUUGCAGAGCCGCGCCAGGAGCCAUGCCAACCCGAGAAGGAAAUGGAGGCAGAAAUCCCAAAGAGGGUUGACCUCCGCACAAGGGAAAGGGCGCCGGCUGGAGAGACAGGCGAAGAAAAGAGGGCAAGAAGAACCAGGAGGAUAGAAGAGAUAUGGCAGGAGAGGCAGAGGUUGGAGGCAGCGGGGGAACUUCCGGAGCAGCAGCAGGAGAGGCAGAGAUUGGAGGCAGCAGGGGCGCUCCCGGGUCAGCCACCCAGCGAGCCAGCUAAGGCCCCAGAGAUCCCUGAGAUGUGGAGGGACUUCUAGGAGCAGAGAGGAGAGGAGCUUCCUUCGCUAACCAGAGCGGGGUUUAGGGUGGCAAGGAAGGCAGAAGAAAGGUUGGAUCGCAAGAUCAAGC